AUGCCUUUUACUAACAGGCGUCAGCCGAGUGAGGAUUCAUAUGCUACUUGGCUGGCGAUCGGUACGGUUGUCGAAACACGUCUCUGGAUACACAGUAGUGCCGGUGCCCGCCUAAGCUGCAACAUGGCCGACAGAGAUACAAAAGUGGACCGGUCAGACCCUGAUUUCAAGUAUUUGUCUGUCGACAGGAACGCUUUCAACGACCCAGCUACCCAGGCAGAAUGGACACAGAAACGCCUGGUAUGGGUGCCCCACGAAGUGAACGGCUUCGUAGCGGCCGGAAUCAAAGGGGAGCGAGGAGACGAAGUAGAAGUCGAAGUCGUCGAAACUGGCAAGAGGCAAUUCGUCCCCAAAGAUGAUAUUCAAAAGAUGAACCCUCCCAAAUAUGACAAAGUCGAAGAUAUGGCAGAAUUGACUUGCCUCAAUGAGGCUUCUGUCUUGCACAACAUCAAAGACAGAUACUACUCGGGGCUCAUUUAUGUGAGUACGAAAAAGUUUUGUUGUGACAUUAACGCCCGAGAGGAAGAUAUGAGAACCGGUGAGACAAUAAGCCAUGGAUGGUGUAGGCCACACCUCGGGCCCCAAGGUCGCCAGGUUCCUCCCCUCUCCGUCUUCGGUUCUCUCGGCUCUGGGUCUCUUCUUCCGAGUCAUCCUCCUCUUUCUCUUUCAUUAAAACUCUCCACCGCCUCCCGUUCUUCCAAACCUAGCGAUGGACUAUCAGCGGAAAGGAGAGUUUGCCUGACGAGAAGUUGUUAA
Molecule: messenger RNA, 756 nt
Organism: Nezara viridula (southern green stink bug)
Lineage: Eukaryota; Metazoa; Arthropoda; Insecta; Hemiptera; Pentatomidae
Source: the annotation of a GenBank genome assembly